This is a messenger RNA of Sinocyclocheilus rhinocerous, 5673 nucleotides long. Its product is annotated as unconventional myosin-Id-like. Gene Ontology annotation, biological process: endocytosis; actin filament-based movement; actin filament organization. The record is from RefSeq and is a predicted model, not a curated record. The coding region runs from base 338 to 3232 and encodes 964 amino acids. Gene Ontology annotation, cellular component: myosin complex; microvillus; cytoplasm. The transcript is spliced from 22 exons. Lineage: Eukaryota; Metazoa; Chordata; Actinopteri; Cypriniformes; Cyprinidae. Gene Ontology annotation, molecular function: microfilament motor activity; actin filament binding; ATP binding.
ACGAGAGGCGAGAUGCUCGAUGUAGCGGACUAUCACUCAAACACCGGGAGCUUCGUAAAGUUGUGUGAAGUUUUCAGGCGACCAAAGAGUGUGUAGCUUUAGGCAUUUCAAUCUUUGAGAAGACGACAGCAACUUGUAGUUAACAAACAAUGCGUGUUUAUAUAUUCCUUUACUAAUAACAUGAAAAGAAGCCGACGAAUAGUGCGCUAGGCAAAUGUAAACAAAUUCAUGGAGAUGCAUUAUCCCUGCUGUUUGCUGUUGUCGAAUUGACUUGUGUAUUCGUAGGAUAUUCAACAGUUAGCUCUACAUUUUUUGCUUAUAUUACUAACGCGUUAAUAUGGCAGAACACGAAAGUUUGGAGUUCGGAAAGGCGGACUUUGUUCUUCUGGACAGUGUCUCUUUGGAAGAGUUUAUGGCCAACCUCAAACUCAGGUUUGAAAAGGGUCGUAUCUACAGCUACAUCGGAGAAGUGGUGGUGUCAGUUAACCCUUACCGUGCCAUGAACAUUUACGGACGGGACACCAUCGAGCAGUACAAAGGCAGAGAGUUGUACGAACGACCGCCACAUCUAUUCGCCAUCGCCGAUGCUGCGUACAAAGCCAUGAAGAGAAGGAACAAAGACACUUGCAUUGUUAUCUCAGGGGAGAGCGGAGCUGGAAAAACGGAGGCUAGUAAAUAUAUUAUGCAAUAUAUUGCUGCUAUCACCAAUCCCAGCCAAAGAGCAGAGGUGGAGAGAGGAGACCCUAUUGGCGGCCAUAUCAACAACUACCUGCUUGAGAAGUCCCGAGUCAUUUUUCAGCAGGAAGGAGAGAGGAGUUUCCACUCUUUCUUCCAGCUGGUGAAAGGAGCUCCAGAUGCUCAGCUGCGGUCCCUGCACAUUCAGAGAGACCCCACAGCAUACACCUACAUCAAAGUUGGAGGCCAGAUAAAGUCCUCAAUAAAUGACAGUGCUGAUUUUAAAGCUGUCACUGAUGCCAUGAAGGUCAUUGGAUUCACUACAGAGGAGAUUCAGACGGUCUACAAGAUCCUGGCUACCAUCUUGCAUCUGGGGAAUAUGAAGUUUGGAAGUGAUGGAGAUGUGACUCUCAUUGAGAACUCUAAGCUAGUGUCAGUUUUGGGGGAUUUGCUGUCCACCAAAGACGAGAAAGUAGAAAAGGCUCUCCUCUACCGCACUGUGGCCACCGGCCGCGAUGUCAUUGACAAACAGCACACUCAUCAAGAGGCCAGUUAUGGACGUGAUGCUUUGGCCAAGGCCAUUUAUGAGCGGCUUUUCUGUUGGAUUGUGGGAAGAAUCAAUGAUAUCAUUGAGGUUAAAAACUAUGACGCCAGGGUUCAUGGGAAGAACACAGUCAUUGGAGUCCUGGACAUCUAUGGCUUUGAGAUCUUUCAGAAUAACAGCUUUGAGCAAUUCUGUAUAAACUACUGUAAUGAGAAACUACAGCAGCUCUUCAUUCAGUUGGUGUUGAAACAAGAGCAGGAAGAGUAUCAGAGAGAGGGCAUCCCCUGGAAACAUAUUGACUACUUCAACAAUCAGAUCAUCGUGGAUCUGGUGGAACAGCAGCAUAAGGGUAUUUUUGCAGUCCUGGAUGAGGCGUGCAUGAAUGUGGGGAAGGUGACGGAUGAGAUGUUCCUGCAGGCUCUCAAUGGAAAACUGGCGAAACAUGCCCACUACACCAGCCGCAAGCUUUCCCCCACGGACAAAAACCUGGAGUUUGACCGAGACUUUCGCAUCCGCCAUUAUGCUGGAGAUGUGGCUUAUUCUGUUGUAGGCUUUAUUGACAAGAACAAGGACACCUUGUUUCAGGACUUCAAGAGGUUACUUUACAACAGCUCAAACUCUGUGCUAAAGGCCAUGUGGCCAGAGGGCAAGCUGAGCAUCACAGAGGUCACCAAACGACCCCUGACUGCUGCCACUCUCUUCAAAAACUCCAUGAUAUCUCUGGUGGAGAACUUGGCCAGCAAGGAGCCAUACUACGUGCGUUGCAUAAAGCCGAAUGAUGUUAAGUCACCGCUGCUGUUUGAACACGAGCGCUGCAAGCACCAAGUGGAGUACCUGGGCCUCCUGGAGAACGUCCGGGUGCGACGAGCUGGUUUUGCUAACCGACAAACCUACCCACGGUUCCUUCAGAGGUAUAAGAUGAUCUCCGAGUUCACCUGGCCCAACCACGACCUGCCAUCUGAUAAGGAGGCGGUGAAACGUCUAUUGCAGGGUUGUGGGUUCGAACACGACGUGGCCUACGGCAAGACCAAAGUGUUCAUUCGCACCCCUCGAACAAUCUUCAGCCUGGAGGAGCAGAGAGCAGAGAUGGUGAAGAGGAUCGUCCUCUUUCUGCAGAAGGUGUGGCGUGGGACACUGGCCAGAAUGCGUUACCGCCGCAUGCGUGCCGCCCUCAUCAUCAUCCGAGCAUACAGAAGAUACAAGGUUAAGUCGUACAUCCGUGAGGUCAACCGACGCUUCAAAAACGUGCGUGGCAUGAAGGAUCACGGCAAACAUGUGAAGUGGCCCACACCGCCUAAGGUCCUGCGCAAAUUUGAGGAGGCACUGAGGAACAUCUAUAACAGAUGGUGGGCCUGGACGCUCAUUAAAGACCUGUCUCCAGAGGAGAUAGUGCAGAUCAGGGCUAAAGUGGCCACAUUAGAGUGUCUGAAGGGGCAGAGAGCAGAUCUCGGCCUGCAGAAAGCCUGGGAGGGCAACUACCUGAAAAAGGACAGUCCUGGGACAGCGUCUUCCUUUACUCUUGUUUCCAGUGAUCUGCAGAGGAAAGAUAAGUUCAUGAGAGUCCUCUUCUCCUGCAAUGUCCGCAAAAUCAAUCGCUUCAAUAAAGCAGAGGAUCGAGCAUUGCUCAUCACUGAUCGCCACCUCUACAAAAUGGACCCCGUCAAGCAGUACAAGCCCAUGAAGAGCAUCCCACUCUAUAAUGUGACCGGAGUGAGCAUUUCCCCUGGGAAAGACCAGCUGGUCGUCUUCCACACCAAAGACAACCGGGACCUAAUCGUGUGCCUGCAGGGCAUGGUGCCAGCGGGGGACAGCCGCAUCGGAGAGCUGGUUGGGACCCUGUUCAGCCACUUCAAAAGUGAGAAGAGGAAGCUACAGGUGAACAUUGUCAGCCCCAUUCACUGCAGUAUGAAUGGAAGGAAGUGCACUGUCAUCGUGGAAACCAAGAUCAACCAAUCACAGCCAGACUUCACCAAGAGCCGAUCGGGAUACAUUCUCUCAGUGCCAGGCAACUAGAAGACCAGAGAUCCCAAAACGGCUCCUUUAAAAGGACAUUGACAGCAGGGUAUCUAUUUUGUGCUAGUCCAAACCUUUGAGUUGAACCACAGAUAUGAAGCCAUACAUACCAAAUUUGCCUGAAGACAGGCAAGGAAGAAUGUUUAAUUUAAAAAAGAAAAGUUUGUCCCUAAAUUCCAAACUUCAGUUUAGAUUAUUCUCAAGAUGACAAGGAGGUAGCGAUAUAGACCCUCAAAGAAGAUUUACCAAACUUGGCGCUGUUUAUUUAUUAAACAUUACAACCAAAUGAAGAGCAAUCAUAAAUGUAAUAUUUAUGAGGAACAGGAUAUGCAGGAUUUUAAAAGUAUCUAACUUGUGUAUUGAGGUUUUUCCUUCAAAGGGAAUUUGUUGGUUUUUGAUCACUGCUUCAUGUGGGAUGAAGAAUAGCUCUGCUUGUGUCCCGAUGUGUUGCACAGAUCAUAAGCAGUCCUGCGGUUGCUGCUGAAUUUGAUUGGAUGUUCUUGAGCGGGAUGUGUUGAUCAUAUCCUUAAACUCAUUAACUGCUCAGAGAGGAGCGUUAAACUCUCUCGUAAUUUAAACCAUUCUCUUUUUCUGCAUAUAGUUGGUCAUUUAUAGCACAUAUUGUAUACAGAAACUCAUAUUGGAUAUAGCUUAUAUAGUGUACUGUAUGCACUAUACAUAAUGUAGGUAGGAUGAGAGCUGUCAUUUAUUCACAUAUUUGCUGAUCUUGGAGUAGAAUCAGAUGGGGCGGCACAGAGCAGGAUGUGAUAUGUUAUUUUCUGUUGCCAUUUUUUAAAUAACAGACCCUGCCGCCGAUAGUAGUCCCUUUAGUUCCUCACUCACCAUCACUGGCUUAAAGCAAAAAAAAAAAAAAACACUUCUGUGAUGAUAAAGCCAUUAACAAGACGCUCUCUCAUGUUUACAAUGACUGAGUUCAAAGUAGUCGCCAUUUUACACAAGCCAAAAAUGCAUGUCAGCAAAAAAGAACAGACAACCAAUUGUUCCAUUAGGGUCCAAUUUUACUUCUGUCAGCUAGUUCUAUCUAGUCAUAUUUCAAUAUUUUGUCAAUAUUACCACUGCAAACAGCUAGUGUUGAUAUUACGAACUUUGCACAUCUAUAUAUGUAAAUGUGUUCAAAUAAGAGAGAAAGAGAGCAGUAUUGAUUCAUAGAACAAAAUCAACAGAGUUCUGAGUGGAAACUCCCAAGAUGUCUGGCCCAGUUUGAAGCUUUCGUAACUGAUAAAGAAAGUGCCAAGCUGAAAACUGACUUCUGUUCUUCAUUCCUGAGGUGUUUGCAUAAAUCUGUUUUUCCAUAAUUGUUUCAUUGUUUUGUUCUUGGCUUCUAGAAAGAGAUCUUUUUUAUCAGUUAAUUAGGAUCGUUUCUGGUGGCCAAAAAUAUCACUAAGCUCCCAUCACUGGGUGGAAUUAAAAUGAGGGAGUGUGCAUUCAAUAGUGAACUGAGGGCCACGACUUCUGAUCUGUCCAAGUCAGACUAUCACUGAACGCUGAUCAUGUCUGCUUUAAACAGGUGCACACUCUCUCAUCUUCUUUCUCAGUCCUCUCUUGACUAUUAGCCUGGAUUGGUAAAGUGUGUCAGUAAAAGAAUGCACCUAGUACAUAUAGUACUUUAGGAAGAUAAAGUCAAAUGAUCUGAUUUAGUUUCUGCUCACCAGUUCUUAAAAGCAAAAAAGUGCAAUAAAUGGACUUACAGCAAUUUCUGAAAGUUGUCAAGGUCUAUUUAUCUUGAAUCAAACACUAUUGUAUAUUAGACAUUUUUUGACCCUCAAUAGAAAAAUACUGACAGUUGUGCAAAUGCUCUUUUACCUUGAUAAAAGGAGUUAUGUGAUUGUUCAGUUGCAUAAAAUCCAACCCAUUUUGUGGAGAGAGCAGUCUGUUUUGUUCUGGCAGAGAAAGUCAUAUGAUAUAUGAUCAUUAUAUAGUAUAAAGUAAUUUCUUUCUUUCUUGUCGUGAACCCCAGUGAUUCUGUUUAAGUGUAGAAUAAUUCCAGUUCCCAGGUAAAAGUCUUUUAUAUUCUUUGUUGUAAUUAUACCUAUUCAUCUUGGUUAAUAUUCAAGAUUUAGUCUGAUCCGAUCAAAUAAUGUGCCUACUUUUAUACUUCUAUUAUUUAAUUAAUAUGUUUUACAUUUUGAAAAGAUGUUACACAUGCUUGGACCAAAUCAAAAAGGGAAUCCAGUUUAUACAGUGUGUUUCUUUAAGAAUAGCUUUUUUCAUAUGUAUAUUAAUGCAAUAACCUGUGCAUUUAGUAAUGAAAAUUAUUAUAUGGAAACCAAACAACUACACUUUUAAACCAUUAUAUUGCUUGGAAACCUUUUACUGUUUUUUUGUUUUGUUUUUUUAAUCAAAUAAACGCUGUACCAAAUAUCUGCUCCUGAAAAUAAACAUGCCCUUGAAGUGUCUGCUCCAAGGCUUUUGCUCCAUCA